Cucumis sativus (cucumber) is the source of this 950-nucleotide messenger RNA. Its product is annotated as mediator of RNA polymerase II transcription subunit 28. The record is from RefSeq and is a predicted model, not a curated record. Gene Ontology annotation, biological process: regulation of DNA-templated transcription. NCBI's taxonomy places the organism in Eukaryota, Viridiplantae, Streptophyta, Magnoliopsida, Cucurbitales, Cucurbitaceae. The transcript is spliced from 4 exons. The coding region runs from base 315 to 740 and encodes 141 amino acids. Gene Ontology annotation, cellular component: mediator complex.
ACCGUGAGGAAAGAAAAUGAUAAUAAUAAAAUUGGAGGAAAAAAGGAGCGGAGAAGUGAAGGAAGGCGUCGGUAGUAGACGCUCCGUCUCCUUCUCUUCCUUUCCUUUGCGUCCGCCGUCCGAUCAACAGUUCCUCGAGAAGCAAACCGACGACCUCUUGCUCCACCUUUGACGGUGGAGCUACCUUGCGACCUGAACACUCAGUUCGAACAAGUUGCAUAUCAUCGUUUCUUCUCCAUUUCACACUACAAGUUCUGCAUCACGUUUUUUCACGACUGGGUGUGUCUUGCAGCAACGUUUUUGGCUUGUGGGAUAUGGCUGAACGACAACCAAUCGACCAACAACAUUCGCUUGAUCCACAAUUGCAAUCAUCACAGUCUCCAAGAGAAGAUAUGAUUGCAUAUGUGAUGGCCUUGGAAGCUGCUCUGCUUCCGUGCUUGCCUGCAAGAGAACUACAGGCAAUAGACCGUUCUCCUCACCCUUCUCAUCAAGUUGACGUGGAGAGACAUGCUAGGGAUUUCAUGGAAGCAGCUAAAAAGCUUCAAUUGUAUUUCAUUGGUUUACAGCGUGAGGAUCAACCAACCAAAGUGGAAACACUAAGAAAGGAGAUAUCUGCCAUUGAGGAGGAAUUAAAGGUAAAAAAUGAAAUAAUCAAGAAACAGGAGAAACUCAUUGAAGGAUGGAAGAAGGAUUUGAAAGACCAGUUAGACAAACAUAACAAUGAGUUAGAGAAAGUUUAAUUAGAAUAGGUUUGUGAUCCCAUGUUCUAUUGUUUAGUUGUUUGUAGAUCUUGUUAAUUACGUACUUUCACUGUGAAUGUAGGUGGGCUUAUUGACUAGUCUUGCUUAACUACGUUCAUUGUGCGGUUGUGCCUAGUUUUCUUCUUAAAUGUUCGAAAUAGUAAUGAAUUUUAUUUAACAAAAUUUGACUUAAAAAUUGUUUAUUGAACC